This is a messenger RNA of Hyaloscypha bicolor E, 1159 nucleotides long. RefSeq names its product beta-lactamase/transpeptidase-like protein. The coding region runs from base 145 to 1113 and encodes 322 amino acids. The transcript is spliced from 5 exons. Lineage: Eukaryota; Fungi; Ascomycota; Leotiomycetes; Helotiales; Hyaloscyphaceae. The record is from RefSeq and is a predicted model, not a curated record.
GUUGCGGUUAAUGUUGAAGGAGAAACACUCUACUCUAAAUCUUUCGGCCAGCGUACCUUUGAUACCACGGAAGAUGAUCCUCUCCUAACAAAUUCAUUGCUGUGGAUAGCUUCCCUCACGAAACUUGUUACUAGUGUGGCAUGUAUGAUUGCAGUUGAGAAGGGGCUUGUCACUUUGGAUGAAAAUGUGCGAGAAAUUGUUCCCGAGUUGGAAGAUCUGGAAUUGCUUGUAGGAUUUGAAGAAGGCGGAACACCGAGAAAGCCGAUAUUGAAGAAAGUUACUGCACCGAUUUCUUUGAGACAGCUAUUGAGUCACCAGAGCGGUUUCGCUUAUGACCAGCUCAGUCCGGACUUGCAAGAAUGGUCAAAAUACAACAAGAGGACUGAAUGGACGAUGAGUGGAACCAUGGGUGGCUACACUCAUCCCCUAAUUUUCGAGCCCGGCGCGGGAUGGGUUUACGGAUGCGGCAUGGACUGGGCUGGGAGAGUAAUUGAAAUGGUGAGCAAGCAGAGUCUCGAAUCUUUCAUGCAAAUUCACAUCUUCAAUCCGCUGGGCAUGGACUCCACUACCUUCCAUCCGGAGAACAUGCCAACAUACGCUUUGAGGCAACAAACCCUCGCAUUCCGAGAUCGUGCAACUGGUGAACUUGUACCAGGAAAGAAUCCUUGGGCUUCCACAGCGAGAGAUUGCUGUGGUGGUGUGGGGUUAUAUUCCACGGCCGAGGACUAUGCCAAGCUCUUGGCUUCUCUCCUCAACCCCGACUCUUCCAUUCUGUCUGAAGAAUCAAUCAAAGAGAUGUUCACAGGACAGUUGGAGAAUGAGAAGAACUUCAAUGAAAUUAUUCAUGGCAAAAGCAGAGCACAUUUAGGUCAGACUUGGCCUUUGGGUGCGGAGGGAACGUUCGGGCUUGGCGGGAGUAUCACCUUAGAGGACUUUGAAGGGAGGAGGGCGAAAGGGAGUAUGAAUUGGAGCGGGAUGCCGGGAUUGCAUGCAUGGGUUGACCGCGAGACUGGCGUGGCGGGGUUAUUGACUACACAAGUGUUGCCUCCUGGAGACUCGAUGGUUACGGUGUGUUUGCUGGAAUUAGAGAGAGCGUUAUAUAAGAUCUUUUAGGGGGGUGUACCGGCCGUAGUAUGAGGCAGUGUUGGGUUGAACCAAG